This is a messenger RNA of Prorocentrum cordatum, 720 nucleotides long. NCBI's taxonomy places the organism in Eukaryota, Dinophyceae, Prorocentrales, Prorocentraceae. The record is from the annotation of a GenBank genome assembly.
AUGCAGCAGCUGAAGCGAGUGGCGCUGAACGGCCAUCAGAAUGAGUGGCACGAGAACGACUGGCAUCAGAACCAGUGGCAUAAGCAGUACGAUUGGCGUCAGUACUCCAAGGUCGACGCCAGCACCAGCGCCGACGAGCAUCACGUUCACGAUGCCCACGAUCGCACCACUCACAACCACAUCCACGAUCGCAAGUGCAUUGCCAAGAAGGAGCAGGAGGGGGAGGAGGGCAAGGACCUGGAGGUGGCCCUGGACGAGGCGGAGGCGCCAGAGGCCCAGGAUGAGGCGGCAGUGGCGGGGUUGGCCGACGCCCUUCCCGACCCUAGACCCGACGCCCUCACCCACGCCCUCUCCGACGCCCUCCCCGACGCCCUGCCCGACGCGCAUUUCGACAAGGCCGCCCCUAGCACCGACCAGGCCGCCUCCCUCUACAAGACGGUCGGCGUCGAUCUGUGUUUGUCGCGACAGGUGACCAACCAGUCCCUUGGCUACGCGUGCGUCAACUACCACAGCGUGCAAGAUGCAGAAAGGGCGCUCCACACCCUCAACUACUCGUACAUCAAGGGGCGUUCGUGCCGAAUCAUGUCGACCCAGCGCGACCCGAGCAUGCGCAGGAACACCACUGGCAACAUCAGUGUGAAGAACUUGGACCCAGAUAUGGACGACAAAUCCUUGCACGCCACCUUCGGCCUCUUCGGGAAAUUGUUACCCUGCAAGGCG